This is a messenger RNA of Closterium sp. Naga37s-1, 1974 nucleotides long. NCBI's taxonomy places the organism in Eukaryota, Viridiplantae, Streptophyta, Zygnematophyceae, Desmidiales, Closteriaceae. The record is from the annotation of a GenBank genome assembly.
AUGUUCCCCACGUGUGACCUAGUAUCGAAGUGUGCUUAUGGGAGCGGAAGAGCGAUGGGGCAGUCUGAGGAGCGGAAGAGCAGCAGGAGGGGCGAGCGUCUUCGAGCAUUUCAUCACAUGAUGCCAACUGAUGACGUCACGAACUCGCUGUUCCACGUCAGCAGCAACAGCCCUGACGUGUGGUGGUCCCUCCCUGACGGCAUCUCCGAGAAACUGCCCUUGCCACCCGGCCGCUGGCAAAGAAUUGAGGUGCGCGGGGAGGGUUGGGAGAGGGCAGGUGUAGGUCUCGCUUUCCCACUCGCUCUUUCACUCAAACGGUCCUUUGCACUUAAUAGAGAAGUGUACAGACUCGCCAACUUUCCAACUCUCGUCCGACUUCUCCCUCUCCUUCUCGUUGCCCCUCCCUCCCUUGCUGUCGCCCUCGACCAAAGAGCUUAUAAACUAAUCCCCCUCUUGCUUCAUCCCACUCUUCCCGUCCCUCUCCCCAUCCCGCUCGCCUCUCCCCAUCCCGCUCGCCUCUCCCCAUCCCGCUUUUCUCAUCCCUCUCCCUAUUCUGCUCUUCCCUUCCCUCUCCCCAUCCCGCCCUUCGGAUCCGUCUCCCCAUCCCACUCUUCCCAUCCCCCUCCCCAUCCCUCUCGCCUUUCCCCAUCCCGCCAGACGCAGGACAUGUACUACUACCUGCUCAUGCCUGGAAAUAGGAGCUCAGAACUAAACCGCCACUUUCCCCAUCCUGCUCUUCUCGUUCCUUCUCCCAUCGCACUCUUCCCCUCCCUUUCCCCAUCCCGCCAGACCCAGGACAUGUACUACUACCUGCUCAUGCCUGGAGCCCAAUGUACUCUCAAUCAGCUGCAGCAGGACGGCAGCAGGGAGGACGGCAGCAGGGAGGACGGCAGCAGGAAAGAUGAAAGCAAGAGGAGCACUGCAUCUGGUCCUCCUAGAUCCGACGAGCCCAUUACGUACUUCACAGCCCACAGCCGGCUGCGGUCACAUCUGGAGGCGGUGGGGGACUCGGUGCUAGCGCUCACGUGUGUGCUGCACCUGGUGCGCCAGCAGCCACCCCUGUCCAUGGGUGAUCUCACAUCACGCAAGGACAAGCUUGUGAGCAACAGGAGUCUGGCGGGCAUAGGAGCGGAGGUGCUAGGUCUACGGGGAGCCAUGCUGAGCUUCUCAGACGCGCUGCUCAUGCAGGGCAAGCGUGCUGUGUCUGUGGGGGGGGGUCAAGUGGAGUCUUCGUUAGUUGCGUGUACAAUGGAGGCACUUGUUGGUGCAGUGUACGCAGAAAAGGGCCUAGAAGCAGCGUCAGCCUUUGUGACCCGCCUGCUGCCCUCUCUAGUCGACUCCCGCACUGCUGCUCCACACUCACAGAAGCUGGAGUUUGGGCAUGAGCAUGAGCAAGAAUCCGGGCACGAGCACGGGCAUGAGUACCAGCAGCGGCUGCAGCAGCAGGACGGAGGGAGCGAUGUGAGGGUGGGCGAUGCUGCAGCAGUGGGGGGAAUGGAGUUCCCAGAAGAGUGUGACCCUGUGGCUCGUCUGCAGGAGAUGUCCGUGCAGCAACUGGGGCUCGUCCCACAGUACCGCGCCUGGGGCUCGUCCCUCAAUACCGCCCUUUUUCCCCUCCCUACCCCGCCCCCUCGUCCCCUCUCCCCCCGCCCCCCUACGUCGCCACCCCAUUCCCUCCCCCUCCCCCCCCCUACCCCGCCCCCUCACACUCUUUUCCCCUUCUACCCCUCACCAUGCGAGCACAGGCACACAGGGACAGACAACCCACACACGCCCCACGUGACAGAGAGAGUGCGAGUGUAUGCAGCAGGGAGGAGGAUGGGCACGGGAAUGGGGCCAACACUGGAGGAGGCGAAGAGAGACGGGGCAACCAAGGCACUGUUAGCAUGGGGUAAGGUGUUUUCUGGGGAGGGGGGAAGUGAGGAAGCAGGACGCGAGGCGAGUGAGUGUGCGGAGGAAAGGACUGGUGAUUGA